This is a messenger RNA of Botrytis fragariae, 210 nucleotides long. RefSeq lists its product as uncharacterized. The record is from RefSeq and is a predicted model, not a curated record. The transcript has 2 exons. NCBI's taxonomy places the organism in Eukaryota, Fungi, Ascomycota, Leotiomycetes, Helotiales, Sclerotiniaceae. Bases 1 to 210 code for a protein of 69 amino acids.
AUGGCAGUCAUCGAAAUUACUCCCAUCGUCAACAACUGCUGCGUGCAAUGCUGCAAAGAAGAGCAAACCAAGUGGGGGUUACCUCUUUUGGGAAAUAAUGGAAUUAUGGCAUCGGAGCAUAGGCGCAUGGGAUACAACCCGAUUAUCUGGGUUGAGACGGACGGUAUGGGUUAUUUGGCAUGGGUUGAACUCGGGAACAGGAUUGGCUGA